Molecule: messenger RNA, 1074 nt
Organism: Hippoglossus stenolepis (Pacific halibut)
Lineage: Eukaryota; Metazoa; Chordata; Actinopteri; Pleuronectiformes; Pleuronectidae
Gene: paqr8
Product: progestin and adipoQ receptor family member VIII
Exons: 1
Coding region: 1-1074 (357 amino acids)
Biological process (GO): response to steroid hormone
Cellular component (GO): plasma membrane
Molecular function (GO): steroid binding; nuclear steroid receptor activity
Source: RefSeq, a predicted model, not a curated record
AUGUCUGGCGAUAUCCUGCAACGGGUCAGGACCCUUACCUUGAACAUGAACUACUUUGCCCACCUCCCUCGGCCAUGGGACAUCGUACCUACCUCCCUGCAGUUGCCGAGCCCCACGGUCAAGGCCUCACAGGUCCCCAGCCUGUUCCGAGAGCCCUACAUCCUGUCAGGCUACCGUCCGGUCAAACAGAACUGGCGCUGCUACCUCCUCAGUCUAUUCCAGAGACACAACGAGUCACUGAAUGUGUGGACUCAUUUGCUAGCAGGUCCUGUGCUGCUGAUACGCUGGUCUGCCAAUGCUGGCGCCCUGGGGUACACCUUGGAUACAGCCUCUCUACCUCUGUGCCUCUUCAUGGUGUCUUGUCUCACCUGUCUGUUCUGCAGUGCGACAGCUCACCUCCUGCAGUCUCACUCUGAACACGCACACUACCUCUUCUUCUGCAUGGACUAUGUUGGUAUAGCCGUGUAUCAGUACGGGUGCUCACUUGGACAUUAUUUCUACGCGUCAGAGACAACAUGGAGGGAGAGCUGCGUUGGGCAGUUGUUUCUACCCGGAGCUGCUUUCUGUGCAUGGCUCUUCUGUGCUUGCUGCUGUUUCGCCAAGUUCAGGUACAGGCGGCCAUAUCCGCUGCAGCGCAAAAUCUACCAGGUGAUCCCUGCCACACUAGCAUACCUGCUGGACAUCAGCCCGGUAGUCCACCGCCUGUUGACCGUCACCUGGACACAAGAGUACUCGCAGCUCUUCCACGCCUUCCAGAUCGCCUCCUUCAUGCUGGCUGCCCUCUUCUUCUCCUGUCCAAUCCCUGAGCGCUUCUUCCCGGGCCACUGCGACUUUGGGGUCCAGGGUCAUCAGAUCUUCCACCUGUUUCUGGCCCUGUGCACAAUGUUCCAGCUGGAGGCGCUGUUCCAGGAUUAUGCCAGGCGCAGGGAUACGUUGGUGGAGGUAUUUGGAGAGAGGCAGCUGUGGUGGGCUUGUGUAUCCUUCCCCGCCCUGUUUCUGUGUUGCGUCCUGACAGCAGUCAUCACAAUGAAGCAUGUGAAUGAGCAACUGCAGGCGAAACAAGAGAGAGAGUGA